Pseudoliparis swirei is the source of this 921-nucleotide messenger RNA. Its product is annotated as WAS/WASL-interacting protein family member 2-like. The coding region runs from base 1 to 921 and encodes 306 amino acids. The record is from RefSeq and is a predicted model, not a curated record. Lineage: Eukaryota; Metazoa; Chordata; Actinopteri; Perciformes; Liparidae. The transcript is spliced from 5 exons.
AUGGGGAAGAUGUUAAUAUGGUUCUGUGGGUACAGUUCUGUCAGGGCAGUCCAGUCCUGCAGCCCCAGGGACCCGGGCCGCCGACUCCCGGCCAGAAGGCACAAGCUCGCCUUCCACCUCCUCCUCCCACAGCAGAGAGAAGCCCCUCCCACCGACGCCCAACAGAGGCCACGCCCCUCCCGGCAACGCGAAGCCGCCUCCGUCUUCCAGCAGGCCGCCGACGGCGGCUCCUCGGCUCCUCCGCCUCCCCCCGUACAGGCCAAGACUUCGCCGGGCCGGCGUCCAACGGGCCGCCCAGGUGGGCGGGGCGGAGCUCCCCAGCUGCCGCAGAGGCGCAACUCCCUGCACAAAAAGCACACGUCGGGCGGCCAAGGACGCAGCCACGCUCCUCCUCCACCUCCCCUCUCAUCGUCUUCGACCUCCCAGCAGGCCGGCAGGCCGCCUCCACCCGCCAGGGAGCCGCCGGGCCGCAGAUCAGCUCCCCAGGUGCCCCCCUCUGGGACUCGUAACGGCGGUCGGGACGCCCCUCCCCCUCCUCCUCCGUACCGCGUCCACAGCGCCGCGGCCUCGGAGGCCCACAGCCGAAUGGCCAAACCACACCCUCCCCCCUCCUCUUCCUCCUCCCUAUCAUCCUCAUCAUCCUCCUCUUCCUCCCGGACCCCGGCCGGACCCCCUCCGCCGCCCCCGCCCGUCCGGAACGGCCACUCCUCCGUCUCCUCCUCCAAGUCCAUCAUGGAUGAUUUUGAAUCCAAGUUUAACUUCCACCCUUUUGAGGACCUUCCACCUCCAGAGGAGUACCCCCAGCGAGUACACGGGCACAGAGGGAGGCACGUCAACAAGGAGUACCCAACGGGAGUACACGGGGAGUACAGAGGGACAAUGAUGAGAGGAGCUCCUCCGGCGCCGCCGGUGGGAAGGUGA